Molecule: messenger RNA, 2094 nt
Organism: Penicillium diatomitis
Lineage: Eukaryota; Fungi; Ascomycota; Eurotiomycetes; Eurotiales; Aspergillaceae
Product: DUF3405 domain-containing protein
Exons: 4
Coding region: 1-2094 (697 amino acids)
Source: RefSeq, a predicted model, not a curated record
AUGGACCAAAUUCUCAAUCUGCAACAGAAGGGCAUGACGGCUCUGCGACCCAGAGCAUUUAUGACCUCUCGUCCAACGGGAUGGCUGCGCAUUGUCAUCGUAGUAGCUGGUCUGUUUGCUCUCAUCGAGUCCGUCUCCCGGCUUAGCGGGCAUUCCGCUUUCACACCAGGAUGGGACAGUCUCUCCCACCCACCUGUUCUUCGUCCAGGUGAUUAUCGACAGCAGCCAACUCAUCGGUUACCGAGCGACAGUGCAGCGUCGGUGCAGGACGUCGGAGCUGACGAUAUGGGAAAUACCCACAAUGUCAGAGAUGAGAAUUUCUACUUGGGCGGCACGCGAACCUUGACGAGCUCUCAAUCCUCAGAGGGUAGACACCCUCAACCGGUCAUCUACGAUCCCUAUCCGGAGUACAACAGCAAGGCGUGGAGGAACAAAUAUCAUGGUCAAUUCAAGCCAUGUGAGGGUCCUCGAGGUCGUGAUCUGGAUCGCACUCGCAUGGAGGACAUGAUGCUGGUCUACAAGGGCAAUCAGAUCUCUUUCCCCGACCCGAAGUUCGGUUCGCAUGAGGCAAUGGGGCUGGAUGGUGAUGUCUGUACGGAUCGCUUCAGCCGCUUCGGUGCCUAUGGCUACGGUGCGGACAACGACGACGAGGUUCCAGGUUUCCUGCGGCCGGAGCCUGUGCACUGGGACAGUGUAGAUUGGAAUGCGCUCCAGACUCAGUGUUACGAGCGCAAUGCCGAUCGAUUCAAGCCUCGUGAUACCGAAACCCCGUCUGCGCGGGGCCCGUUAGCCUUCGAAUUCAAGCCUUCCCAUCCUCAAGCUGAGCGCGAGGAAGCCACAAACACCGGCAUGAAGCAGUAUCGCGCUCGCUCAGCCAUUCUGAUUCGCUCGUGGCACAGUAUGCUCUGGACUCCAAAUCAUCGGGAGUACCUGCGAGCUAUGAUCAUGGAAUUAAGUUUGCAUUCGGGCGGCGAGUACGAAGUGUUCCUGUUGGUGCACGUCAAGGACGACGCACUACCGCUCUUCUCCGACCCCCAGACCGUUCACGAACUGCGGCAAACGAUCCCACCAGAGUUCCGCAACAUGGCUUUGUUCUUCAACACCAAGCUGUUGGAGGCUUGGUACCCCAAGAUUGAAGAGCACACCCCGGUUCUCCAACAUCAUCAGCCCAUCCAGAUCUUUGCUCAGCUGUAUCCCCAAUUCGAUUACUAUUGGCAAUUCGAGAUGGAUGGCCGUCACACCGGCAAUAUUUACCACUUCUUAGACAAGGCGAUUUCCUUUGCGCGUGAACAGCCGCGCAAAUAUCUCUGGGAGCGAAACGCGUACUUUUACACACCCGGAGCCCAUGGCCCAUGGGAAGAGUUCAUGGAGAUGACGAAUCACAGCCUGCAGGGUCUGUCCGAUAGGACAAUUUGGGGUCCUGUUUUGGGGACGGGAAUUCGACCCUUGGGCCCUCAGCCCCCAACCCAGUCCCCCGACGAGGAUAACUUUAACUGGGGUGUUGGCGAAGAAGCGGACAUGAUCACCUUCCUUCCCGUCUUCAAUCCCAAGGAAACGACCUGGACUUUCCCCGACAAGAUCUGGAACUUCAAAAAUGGGCUGGAAACUCCGCGUCGCGCGGCAGUCAUCACGAUGGGCCGAUACUCAAAGCGCCUGCUUGGUCUCAUGCACCAGGCCCAGGCAACCCGGGGACUUGGACUCGCUUCUGAAAUGUCCGGUGUUUCGUGGUGCCUGUUCCAUGGCCUGAAGGCUGUUCAUGUUCCGCACCCCAUCUAUGCCGAUGGUCAGUGGACACCGCAGGAGCUUGCUCAGAUCUACAACCGCGGUACGCCGGAGAAUGUCAACGGUGGCCACGACAGCAUUUGGAACUGGGAUCACCUCUAUGAUCAUAUCAUGUACCGACUCUCCUACAUGUUCACAACAUUCACCGCCGAGGACCUGUAUCGACGAUGGCUUGGAUAUAAAACGACGGAGAACAAGGGCAGCACUAAGGCUUCUGAAGCCCAAUAUGGACGUCACUGCUUCCCAUCCAUGUUCCUCCACACCAUCAAAAAUACCGAGUACCGAUUUGGUCCCGACAAGGCAGUGCCUUGA